ACUCGCCACUCUGUAUUCACAUUUCACUGCGCCAAGCGUUGGACGGCAGACACUCGCGUUACUAUUGCUCCCUGUGGUUUCGGAUGUUACUGUAUGUGAGAGAAUUGAUAGAUAUAUUUUGUCAUGACUUGGUCGUCAUUUGCGUUUAUCCAGUGAUCAGGAUCCGUAAUGCUGUGAGUCCGUGAAAACCGUGAUAUCCCCAAAUCGUUACGACACGACCGUUGGUUUAUUCUGACUGUUUGCUUGUGCCGAUUGCGUUUAUUUGAUCCAUGCAAUCGCAUUAUCCGUCGCCGGCGCCAUAUUGAUCGACAUCGUUCCAACUCGUUUCACCAUUUUUACCCGUCUGUAUUUUGCCCUUAGAAUUUUCUCGUCUGCUGUUGGUUACAUUAUCAAAUAGUUGAUUUAUUGAUCUGCAACUCAGAUUUUCUGCCGAAACGACGAAAUAUAUACAGACAUAUUAUACUAUAUGAUGGAACAUUUUGAAUUCGCUUUGGGUCAACAAGUGUUAGCAUAUUCUCAAGGUUUGCUCUAUGAAGCCAAGGUUAUCGAUCGACGAGUGACAAACUCAGGGUGUAAUCAAUACUAUAUACAUUACAAAGGAUUCAAAGCAAAAUGGGAUGAAUGGCUUGACGAGGAAGAAUUGUUGGAAGUUAAUGCAAUAAAUUUAGGUCACAAGAGAAGGCUACUAGAAUCUCGUCGAAAACUUGAAAAGACCAAAACAGCUUAUGAACGAAGGACAGCGGUAGCAUCUUCAUCAAAAUCAGCAACAAGAAGAAGAGGCGAUUCCGAAAAUAAUGUAGCACAAUCUGCAAUCCCAGUUUUAGAAAAUGAAGUAAUGCCGAUUGUAGCAGAUGAUGAAGUACUAGUUAUAGAUGAUGAACCAAUCACAGCCAUUGAAAACGAAGUAGUCCCAGUUUUCGGUAACAGAGCAGCUGUUCGUCCUGGUCGUGGAAUUAUAUUCCAUAAUAUUCCACCUCCAAUGCUUCUUGCAAAUGAAUUGCGUUCAUUAAAACUACCGCGUUUUCUUAAAGGAGCGAGGGAUAUUGAUCGUACAAUGCACAAGUCAUUUGGCAUGGUAUUAAAGUUUCCGGAGAAAAACUUUGUUGCAGAAGUAUUGCACGAAUUCACAAAAUCUAACUUUUUUGUAGAUGAUGAUGUCCAAAAAAAAUAUACAAUAAUAUUUCCUGUUACGUUAAUGAAGUAUUUUAAUACCUCAGUGCAUUCAUGCCUCACGUAUAAGAAUGAGAAAAAGCAUCGUCUACAAAAUAAGGGCAUGAGUUAUUUUCGGCAAAGAAUGAUUGAUCGGCCUAACAUCAACUAUGUCUUAAAAAAUUACUUAAAUCCCAGAAGAAUUUGGUGUUACUUAUAUGGACCGAUAUAUCUACUAAGAUUACUUGUUCAUUUACCAAAAAUUUUGGUAACAAACUCGUGGCAUCCCGAAUAUGAUACAAAUAUGUUUGUUCUUCAUAUUAAACAAUUGAUGCGUUUUUUGGAGCAUAAUUACGAUACCUAUUUCUCUGUCUAUGAUUACAUACCAAUGGACCAUAAUACACGUAAAACAAAAAAUGUGUUUUUACGACAAGCAUCAGCACGUUGGCACUAGGCGGUGACUGGUUGCGCAGCUUUAUCAAGAAAAAAAGAAAAAUUUCAGUUUUUAAAAAUCAUAAUAUUAUUAAUGUGCUAUGGUUUUUUUUCCUAGGUACCUGUGGAAUGAAGUUUCACUUCAAUAUACAUUAUGGUUAUAAUUUAGUCUAUAAGAAAUUCAAUGUACAUUGUAAACUACAUAAAUUAGUUAAUUAUAUAAGAAAAACUACAUUUUAAAACAAAAAUUGCUUUAUGUCUAGCUAUUAAGGUAUAUAAUAUAUAAGUCUAAUUGUUGAAAAUUCCAUAUUGAUAAGUUAAUUAUGAACAAGGUUUUAGUUAGCUAUUCAUGAGCAUUCGUAGUAAUUAGGUAAUUAUUGCAAACAAUUUUCACUUAAUUUGUUAAUAAUUUUUAUUUUUAUGGUUAAAUUUGUUAAGGUAUGUUUUCCUUUCAGAACCAAACAGCUGAACAGUACAGGGUUGGUAGUUGAUGCUAGGCGCCCCAUCCAGAAACCGCAGGAAAACCGUACCUUAACAGAAUAAAAACAUAAAAGAAACUAAGAGGAUCAUUUUUUUUUUUCGGUCACGUAACUGACUGUUUUUCUAAGAUUCUAGAAAGAUUCUGUCAUUUUUUAGUUGUAAUUUUCUAGAAGCAUUGGUCCCUAGGAAAAAAGUCAGUUUGUGCUGUAUCUGGCGGCAUUCCCUUGAAAAUUAUGCUAAGCAUCUGAUGUUACAAAACAAGUGUAAUCUUAAUAUAUUAUAAUGGCGUAAACAGUAUAAUCGUGCUUUAAUGAAUUUUAUCUUUUUAACAAUUAGUUUUAUUCUUUAUUCUUUAAAUAUAUCCUGUAGUAUUAGAAGAAAAAAUAGACCCAUUAAAAAUAGACACAUUUUACAUUAAGUUUCAUAAUCAUUUGAUUAUGUCGCUGCUUAGGUACUCUUUGAAAAUUUGCUUCUGGAAAUAUAGAUAACUUGUUAGCUUAUGAAAUGUGUGUAAUAUUUUGUUUGAAAUUGUUGUAUACCUAUGUAUGAAGUACAAAUAAGUUCAUGUAAUUAAUGUUUUUAUGGAGCAUACAUUUUGUAUUAUGCAAAAUAUUUAAUUAAAAUUAAUAUAAGAAAUGUGCAAUCUAAAGUAAUUGUUUACUAUUUUAAUUUUAUUCUAGAGCAAAACAUGUGUAUUUUUGAUUAAGUAUUGCCACAAUAAUUUUGAAGGAACAAAUUACUGACAAAUAGACACUACAUUUUACAAUGUUUUUAUUAGGACCACAGUAAAUUUAAGCCAACUUUCUUGAAUGAAGAUUAAAAUCUUAAAUAUUUUAUAUAAAUUAUACAAAUAUUCUUCUUAGUUUCUGCCAGAUACCCGUAUCUUGUUCCUCAGAAGGAAUAAAUUCUGGUAUUCUUAAUAUUUUUCCUGAUAUUUCCCAUAGAUAUUAUGUACAUCAUAAUUCAUAAUAAUAAAAUACACUUUGUAAGUCGACAAAAGAGAAUUAUGUUCUGAGUAGGUAAUGAGUUUACUAGAUUAUUAUUUAUCAUAGGUUAUACUGCAGUUUUGUGAAAAUAAUGAACACGUAACUAAUUAUUGUUUAUUCCAAGAAUUACUACCACAUAGUCCACAAGACUGUUAUGUCUAUAGACGUUUUUGAUAUUUAUUAUACUUUUAUACAAUUAACAGUUUAAAAUAUUCUGAAUUUAAUUUAUUCACCUAUUAUUCAUUAAUUUAAUGAUGUAAACAUUAGUGUAUACCUUACCAAGACAUCUGGUCAAUUAAAUUGUUGAUCUAAAUUUGUAAUUAGAAUAAUAAAACUAAUUUUUAAUGAAAUAAUAUGAUAUAAUGGUCAAAUAAUUAAAAAUAAACAUUUGUUUUAUUUUCCAUUGUUUUUUCCGUGAUUCGUUGUAACUUAUAAAUUAUUAUGGUUAAUAAUAAUAAAAUAUCAUAGAGACAUGUAUGAUAUAAAUAUAUAAUGUAAUCAAAGCUCAGCUGUAUACAAUGUAUAAUGUGUAUGAUAAAGUUUUGGCAUUGAAACUUUAUGAAAUUCAUUUCUGUAAUUGUGUAACUAAGAAAUUAGUGAAAAAAAUAUUUUGUAUAUGACUAUUAGUGUCGAAUAGAACAGGCAACAUUCCAGCUUUAAGAUCCAGUACCUAUGUGAUGUCGAGUCUUGAUUCACAUAAAUAUUUUUUUUUUAUGGUCGUGUUCAUCGUUUGUGGUUGUGUACUUGUGACUUAUAUCUAAUAUUUAUUGAUA
Myzus persicae (green peach aphid) is the source of this 3820-nucleotide messenger RNA. RefSeq names its product chromatin modification-related protein EAF3-like. Gene Ontology annotation, biological process: regulation of DNA-templated transcription; chromatin organization. Gene Ontology annotation, cellular component: nucleus; NuA4 histone acetyltransferase complex. The transcript is spliced from 10 exons. NCBI's taxonomy places the organism in Eukaryota, Metazoa, Arthropoda, Insecta, Hemiptera, Aphididae. Bases 467 to 1603 code for a protein of 378 amino acids. The record is from RefSeq and is a predicted model, not a curated record.